AUGCGGUCAGCGACCACAAAACCAGCAGAUGUCGAUACCCCAAAAGCCUCCCAAAACGCCCUUCAAAUCCCCGAAAUCCUCGAAUCUAUAGUAAUCUGGUCUCUACAUUUACACUACGUCUACGAUGACCGUUGCCGACGAGUAAACCAACUCCGUCGCGUCGCCAAAGUCUGGCAAUCAACUAUCGACCAUAAUCCGACUCUUCGCUGUUUCGCCUUUCGCGACCCCCUCAACACAUCUUCAUCAUCAACAUCAGCAUCACCUUCACAAAAGACAACACUAACAACACCAUCGCCACCACCCAGAUUCAGUCUAGCCAUAUUCUGUAGACCAUACUGCACAGCUCUAGAAUACGAACUAGCAGCCGUAACAGAAAUCGCAUAUUCCCAUUCCAAACCCAUCGGCCAAUCCGAAUUCCAAAAGGUUUUACAUUCUAUCACCAUGACCCACAGUCCCAUAAUCAAAGGUUUUCGAAUGAAAAGAAAAGUCCCCCGAUGUCUAGCCUCGAACAUCUUCGUCACAGGACCCACCGUAGAAUCCAUCUACCUAAGAUUCAGCGGAUCGGCGGAUUUUGAUUGGUUAGAAGCUCUUAGGAAAUUUGCAAAACCGACGGAUUAUGUUUUCAACCUUUUUACUAACUUUGAAUAUGAUUAUCAUGUUGAGAGUGAAGAAGGGGUCAGGGGGACUGAUUUGGUAGAUGCGGUUGGGAAGGCGGUUGGUUCGUUUUAUGAGCUUUCUGGGAAAGGGGAAGGGAAGGAUGCUAGUUUUUCGAUUCAAAAGAUUGAAGUUUGGAUUGGGAAUCCGGUAUUGUUGAAGGAACGGCCGCAGUCGAUUCCUGGGUGGCAGAUUAGGACGCUUUGGGAGUCGAAGCCUUGGAAAAGUUAG
This is a messenger RNA of Orbilia oligospora ATCC 24927, 885 nucleotides long. RefSeq lists its product as uncharacterized. The transcript has a single exon. The record is from RefSeq and is a predicted model, not a curated record. Lineage: Eukaryota; Fungi; Ascomycota; Orbiliomycetes; Orbiliales; Orbiliaceae. The coding region runs from base 1 to 885 and encodes 294 amino acids.